Molecule: messenger RNA, 646 nt
Organism: Cylicocyclus nassatus
Lineage: Eukaryota; Metazoa; Nematoda; Chromadorea; Rhabditida; Strongylidae
Source: the annotation of a GenBank genome assembly
AUGAAAACUGCCAUCAUUCGACCGACUAUCAAGCGCCACAGGGAUCUUUUUUCCGAUCAUUACGACCUGCCACUGAAAAGAAGCUGCCGAGAUGAGGGAAUCAUCGAUGGUCAUGUAUUCAACGAAUCACCACGUCAUUCUCCUACUUUUUGUAAGCUGCUAACUGUAAGAAAUCUUGAUGGAGUGGAAAAGUCCCUUGAUCUCGAUGAUUUUGUCGAUAUGGUAAUGCAAGUGACGAAGAAUUUAGAUGAAGCAGAUUUAGCACAACAGUUACUGCACAUUUCGAAGAGAAGGCAACAGAACAAAAUGGCAGCGGCUCGUUAUCGCGACAAACAGAAGGAAAGGAAGCACAUUCUUCUCAAAGAACAAGCUGAGCUCGAAGAAAAGAAUGCAAAGUUGAAGAAAAUCGUGAGCGAACUUGAACGUGAAGUGACCGAAUAUAAAGAAAAAUUGGUGCAGAUAAUGUCUGAUCUCUCCUUUACGCGAAUUUGAUGGUUGCUUUUUUUCGUUUUUAUUGCUUUCUUUUCAUGCAGUAACAGGUGAGUUGUUAUUCCAUAUGUGAUGUGUUUACUCAUGUGUGUUAUAAUUUGCACUAGGUCCUUUAAAUUUAUAUGUUAACAUGUUUUUUAAUUUGAGGAUGUAAGUU